AUGGUGGGUGUGGAAAGGGUGGAUCACGCACGGGCGGGGCAGUGGAGGAGUGGAGGUGCGGGUGCCCGGGCCCAGGGGCUCCUCAGUGGAUUGGCUGGUGCCCUGCCAGAUGGGUGCGGUCGGGGGCUGCUGCAGAACAGCUCCAUCUCGUCCAAGAUUCCUCCUCCGCAGCCGACUCCGAUUCCGAACCGUCUCCCUUCCAACAUCCCCCUCCGCACGCUCCCCGCACACGCUGCUGCCCAAGACGAUCCGUCGACCCAUUCGCACGCCAACCGGAACCAAGCCACUUCCUCCUUCCUUGCUCCACGCCCUGCUGAGCACUCGCGAUACUCGGACGACGAAGACGAAGACUACAACGUCUACGGCUCCUCCGAGUCCUCGUGGGUCGACACCGGUGACAUCGCCGAGCAGCUCGAUCACGAGGAUCCUUUGCGCCAGAGACUGUACGAUACCCUAGAGGACGAAACCCACGCUAGCGUUGUCUAUCGCCAUCCGAAACGUCAUCGUCACGGCGGCAAGCACGUCCACUAUCGCGAGUCUCUUUCCCGCUCCAGCACUCACUCCUCCAGGUCGUCUGGUCAAGCUGGAGCCGUUAAUAAGGAAGCAAUUCGCAUUCCCGACGCCGCCCCCCGAACUGUCUCGCGGGCCGAGCGCCUUAUUGCCGGUAUCAUGGCGGGAACACGGAACCCCAUUCAUGGCCUUACUGGCAAACCCCUAAUCUACUUCACUUCCAUCUUUGUGUCAUUAGGUGUCUUUCUUUUUGGAUAUGAUCAGGGUGUCAUGUCCGGCAUCAUUACUGGUCCCUACUUCAAGGACUAUUUCAACCAACCAACAAGCGCGCAGAUAGGCACUAUGGUGGCCAUCCUAGAAAUAGGUGCGCUCAUCUCCUCGCUCAUGGUCGGUAGAAUCGGUGAUAUUAUUGGUCGUCGCAAGACCAUUCUCUAUGGGUCAUGCAUCUUUUUUGUUGGCGGUGCUCUACAGACCAUUGCAACCGAUAUGGCCAUGAUGAUGACUGGACGCAUCAUUGCUGGCUUGGGCGUCGGCAUGCUCUCUACCAUCGUUCCGGUCUACCAGUCCGAGAUCUCGCCUCCUCAUAACAGAGGAAAGCUUGCUUGCAUUGAGUUCUCGGGUAACAUCAUCGGUUACACAACCUCGGUCUGGGUGGACUACUUUUGUGGCUUCAUUGAGGGUAACCUAUCGUGGCGCCUCCCGCUUCUCAUGCAGUGUGUCAUGGGCGCUUUACUGGGACUGGGAAGUCUGAUCAUUGUGGAAUCGCCCAGAUGGCUUCUGGACAAUGACCAUGACGAGGAGGGCAUUGUCGUGAUUGCCAGCCUGUACGGCGGUGGCGACAUCCACAACCCUCGCGCAAGGGACGAGUUCAGAGAAAUCAAGAUGGACGUACUUCUGGCGCGCCAGGAGGGCGAAAGAACAUACAGUGAAAUGUUCAAGCGAUACAGCCGUCGCGUCUUUAUCGCCAUGUCGGCCCAAGCACUAGCGCAACUCAACGGCAUCAACGUCAUCUCAUACUACGCACCCCUUGUGUUCGAGUCUGCCGGCUGGGUGGGCCACGACGCCGUGUUGAUGACUGGCUUCAACGGCAUCACCUACUUCCUGUCAACGAUCCCUCCAUGGUACAUCGUGGACCGCUGGGGUCGCCGCCCUAUCCUCCUGACGGGUGCCGUAGCCAUGGUGCUCUCCUUGUCCGCCAUCUCGUACUUCCUGUACCUCGACACUCCUUGGACGCCGUCCGUAGUUGUAGGUAUGGUCAUGGUCUACAACGCGGCCUUCGGGUACUCAUGGGGCCCUAUUCCCUGGCUAUACCCGCCGGAGAUCUUGCCCCUGAAGAUUCGCUCCAAGGGUGCCAGUCUUUCGACAGCGACGAACUGGGCGUUCAACUUCUUGGUUGGAGAGAUGACGCCCAUCUUGCAGGAGCUGAUUCACUGGAGGCUGUACCUGAUCCAUGCCUUCUUCUGCGCUGUUAGUUUUGUUAUUGUAUACUUCCUGUACCCCGAAACUUGCGGUGUUAGGCUCGAGGACAUGGAUGCCCUCUUUGGUGAUGCCACCAACGCACUUGGCACACCUGCCGCCAGCACUCCGUCACUUCAUGCCGAAAUUGAUGCUCUUGUUGCGCCGGGCUCGCCCGUGCCACGGCUAGAUAUCCGGGGCCGACCGCUCGCCAGUGCGGCUAUUCCCGGCCUACCGAUCGAUCCUCCGGAUGAGGUUGAGAUUACAAACAAGCGCUCUUCGGGCCAAAACCGGGGCGGGCUUGGCGGCUGGUUGUCGAGGUUGGUGGGACGGGGAGGAGGGGGAAGCCCCGAGGGGUCUGGUAGUGGUAACUAUGCGCCACUUCGGCAGGGCGAUGACUAA
Messenger RNA from Sordaria macrospora k-hell, 2367 nucleotides. RefSeq lists its product as uncharacterized. The record is from RefSeq and is a predicted model, not a curated record. Gene Ontology annotation, cellular component: membrane. Gene Ontology annotation, molecular function: carbohydrate:proton symporter activity. Lineage: Eukaryota; Fungi; Ascomycota; Sordariomycetes; Sordariales; Sordariaceae. Gene Ontology annotation, biological process: carbohydrate transport; transmembrane transport.